UCAUGUGGCAUAGAUUCUAAAUAUCGGACAGGGAGGAAAAACAUGCGUCCACGUUGCUCUAACUGACCCUGAACGUAACAGGAUGCCGAUGUCGCAUGAACGCAACUUUCACUGCAUUCGAAAAUGCACGCUAAACGUCCUCGAAACGAAUUUGCAGGUAAAACGAUCUGCGUUCGAUUCCGCUUGUCAAUCAGUUUUUCUACGCGAUAAUUACGAAGCGGUAACGAGACCACAAGGAUACUCAUUCACCACAAAUCAAUUGCCAUUAACCUUUUACGACAGCAGUUAUGCGCCGACAAAAUUUAUUACUCGGAUAUCGAAUUCAGGAAUUUCGGAAGACUCGACACAGGGUCCGACCGCCAAAAAGCUGGACCACGAGCCAGAAAUGCGAAACACGGAUGAACAACACCGAAUGGCAGCUCGAUAAAGCGGAAUCGUAGGAGAGACCGAGAGAGUCGCACGAAUUCCACGGAUAAAAUGUGUGACUCUGCUCGUGACUAAUGUUUCGUCAAAUGAUACAGUUGACGGAAAACCUUGGAUGCCUUCUCGUCGUGUCUCGUGUGUUCACCUGGCGGCGAAACGUGUUUCUCGAGCUGCCAAGACGUUUUGCGAGCACGCGUCUAUAGGGUGUUGCGAAGAAAAGAGUAACACGAGUGCUUUCGAACGAUAGCGCAUUCAUCGAGAGUCUGGUACUCCGUAUAGCGGGUAUUAUUUAUAUCAUGACCCUCCGUCACGUUCUCAACAAAUCUAUAAGCUCGAAAAUAUCGUGAGAACGUUUUUUGUAGACCAACAAACUUACUGCAUAGAAUUACGAAAUAAAAAAAAAUUUCUAGUGAUGGAUUUGAACGUGCGAAAUUUUUAUUAUGAGUUUGUGCAUUAUACCACCUGAGCAACUUCGCUAUCUUACAAAUUUUUGUAAUAUACUUAAUAAGUGUAGAAGUUUAAUAUUAAACCUAACUAUCUGUAAUCUAUACCCAAAAUUUAUAUUGCAUUCCAACAAUGGGUUUAUUACGAAGUAAAAAAAAAAUUUCUAGUGAUGGAUUUGAACGUGCGAAAUUUCUAUUAUGAGUU
Messenger RNA from Megachile rotundata (alfalfa leafcutting bee), 1071 nucleotides. RefSeq lists its product as uncharacterized. The record is from RefSeq and is a predicted model, not a curated record. Lineage: Eukaryota; Metazoa; Arthropoda; Insecta; Hymenoptera; Megachilidae.